UGAAGGCAAAAUGGUGGCCCUUAUGUGUGCCGAAGCCGUGAUAUUAGGCACAAACUCAAAGGACUAUCAAAUUUACUCACUAGGUGAUCGCAUUUUCUGCUGUGCCCCGAGUACUGGCAUUGAACGCGGAAUAAUGUUGGAAAUUUCCAACCAGGUGGAAUGCCAGUACCGGGAACGCGGUAUAAAACCCACCAUGGACCAAGUGCGAGAUAUGUUGGCCCGAAAAUAUGAAAACGUUAGCUCCGAGAACGUACUGCUUGUUGGACAGGAUCGCCAUGGGCCGCAUAUCUAUGCCAUGAAAGGGAUCGGAAUACCGCAAACCUUGAUAUAUGCAGCAAAGGGCAAGGGAAGGGAUGACAUCAUCGGCUAUUUGAUGCACAACUGGAAAAAGUCAUUGAACCUGGCUCAAGCUGAGCAACUAGUAAGGACCUGCCUUCUAGUGGGGGAGAAUGAUUACGUGAACAUGUGCGUCAUCUAUAAAGAAAAGGAAACAUGGGCUAAGGCUGUGCCGCAAUUAGAGCCUGUCGCUAUUAUGGCUUACGACACGGAGAGCGCCUUUGAUGACAUGACCUCUAUGGGUAGUAAUUUAUCGAACUAAUCCUAAUUUUAAUUUU
Drosophila eugracilis is the source of this 614-nucleotide messenger RNA. RefSeq lists its product as uncharacterized. The transcript has 2 exons. The record is from RefSeq and is a predicted model, not a curated record. The coding region runs from base 11 to 598 and encodes 195 amino acids. Gene Ontology annotation, cellular component: proteasome core complex. Lineage: Eukaryota; Metazoa; Arthropoda; Insecta; Diptera; Drosophilidae.